AUGAGUAAUUCAGUUGGUCUCGGAAAUGUAUGGAGAUUUCCGUUUUUAGCAGCACAAAACGGCGGUGGUGCAUUUUUGAUACCCUAUUUCAUUCUCUAUUUUUUAAUUGGUGCUCCGUUGUAUUAUCUGGAAUUAUCAUUGGGACAAUUUUCUAGUCGUGGACCAGCGAAAGCGUUCAUCUUAGCUAAAGGAUGGCAAGGUGUUGGCAUUGCUAUGAUCAUCAAUUCAGUGUUCACUAUGCUAUACUACAACGUGGUCAUUAGUUGGGCUUUAUUUUAUUUUGUACUAUCAUUUCGAAAACGACUCCUAUGGGCUGAUUGCGGAUAUUGGUGGAAUACGUGUGCUUGUUUUGUGCCAGGAAAUACUGGUCGACCGCAAGGAUGCAACGAGAUUGAUUUGGCAGCUUUAAGUAACGUAUCGAAUGCCACUGCUCUGAAGAGAACUCCAGCAACAGAUGAGUUCUACAAGUAAGAGCCUAUACU
This is a messenger RNA of Didymodactylos carnosus, 482 nucleotides long. Lineage: Eukaryota; Metazoa; Rotifera; Eurotatoria; Philodinida; Philodinidae. The record is from the annotation of a GenBank genome assembly.